AAGCGGAUAAGGAAAAGUACAAAAUAGGAAAACAAAUUUUGCAAAUUAACAAAAAAAUAUGUCAGGAACAAGAACUCAGGUUGCCGAUUCUUCGACUUCACCGCCUUUGAGUGAAAAUAGGCGGUUGGGUUAUUCGGGGCUCAAGUUCGCUUAUGCCGACGGCUCCGAUGACGAAGGUCCUUCUAUAACCACGGAACUACCCUCGUGUGUGUAUGCAGCUGCGAGGACUAGGCUGCAACUGCCUCUUGCUGCCUACGUCCAUCAACAUUCCAGACAAUUACAUACAGAUGCGCUUUUGGAGUCAUCGGUUGAGACGGACUAUCAAUGCGGUGGGUCUCCAUACCGCGUGCAGCGAGCUGCUGCUAACGUUCGGGAGAGACGACGGAUGCUGAGCAGUAUAAACUCGGCGUUCGACGAAUUGCGAGUGCAUGUGCCGACUUUUCCUUAUGAGAAACGUCUCAGCAAGAUUGACACUCUUCGCCUUGCCAUUGCCUACAUAGCGCUCUUAAGAGAGGUUUUGGAUGCAGAUUACGAUCCAUUGACAUACGUAGAAAAAUGUCUUCGCGGCGAAAUCAAAGCAGAUCGAGCUCAUUGGAAUACAAGUGAUUUAACAGCUAGACUAUCGUGGAUCAACUGGGAGAAUCUUGGUGUAAAUCCACAGCGGAGAAGCGUCCUAACUUCACUGGCACUCAGUUCUGACAAUCUUCAAUAUACUCACAAUUAAAAGGACACUUUUCAAGGCAACAUUUCUUCCCCUUUAUAUUUCUGGUAUAUUAAAAGUACUUAUAAAAGUGAAGCAUUCGUACAUUGUUAUAAUUUAAUGAUAAAUAUUCAAAUAAAUAUUCUAAAUUACUAAUAUUUAUUAAACUAGUUUAGUUAGAACGUAUAGUGAAAUUGUAUAUCUCAAUAUUUAAAAUGAUGUUUAAUGAAACGAGAUUAAUAGUUUUGUUGCUUCUGGCCUUUUAAAGUUAUAAU
Molecule: messenger RNA, 975 nt
Organism: Vanessa tameamea
Lineage: Eukaryota; Metazoa; Arthropoda; Insecta; Lepidoptera; Nymphalidae
Gene: Fer2
Product: T-cell acute lymphocytic leukemia protein 1 homolog
Exons: 6
Coding region: 59-724 (221 amino acids)
Biological process (GO): regulation of transcription by RNA polymerase II; developmental process
Molecular function (GO): RNA polymerase II transcription regulatory region sequence-specific DNA binding; DNA-binding transcription factor activity, RNA polymerase II-specific; protein dimerization activity
Source: RefSeq, a predicted model, not a curated record